AGAUUAGAAAAUACAAGGAAGAAAAGAAAAAAGAAAAUGUUGCAUAAAGAUUAUCGAAGUUUGACUGAUUAUAAAGAAUAUCCAAAAAAAUUUUAAGAAGAAGCAGAAGGAGAAGAUCAUUUUGAUGAUGAUCCUAAUAAUUGA
Molecule: messenger RNA, 144 nt
Organism: Paramecium sonneborni
Lineage: Eukaryota; Ciliophora; Oligohymenophorea; Peniculida; Parameciidae
Source: the annotation of a GenBank genome assembly